Molecule: messenger RNA, 1643 nt
Organism: Pyrenophora tritici-repentis Pt-1C-BFP
Lineage: Eukaryota; Fungi; Ascomycota; Dothideomycetes; Pleosporales; Pleosporaceae
Source: RefSeq, a predicted model, not a curated record
AUGGCAAACCUCAGAGCAGCAUGCAGAACGCCUUUGCGCCAGCUCACGUCGCGCCCAACAGCCGCAAUUCCGACGAAUCAUUCAAGAUUACUGCAGCGACAAUGGCGGGGCUACGCAACAAGCUUGGAUGCACAGCAAAAGGUAGAUCUGAUCGAGCGGAAAUUUGACGCCGUCCUCGAUGCUCUCGGCAGUGUUAUGCAAAACAAGUAUUCGGAAGGAUAUCCGGGCGCACGAUACUACGGAGGAAAUGAACACAUUGACGAGGCAGAGCGACUGUGUCAGCAAAGAGCGCUCAAAGCGUUCGGCCUGAGUCCUGAUGAGUGGGGUGUCAACGUCCAGGCUCUCUCAGGCUCGCCUGCAAACCUCUACGCUUACUCCGCCAUUCUCAACACCCAUGACCGAAUUCUCAGUCUCGAUCUGCCCCACGGCGGCCACUUGUCGCAUGGCUACCAAACGCCCACUAAGAAGAUCUCGGCCGUCUCCAAGUACUUUGAGACUCUCCCAUACAGACUUAAUGAGAAAACGGGCAUCAUUGACUACGAGAAGAUGGCGGAAUUGGCGCACCUGUACAGGCCCAAGGUCAUUGUUGCGGGCACGUCAGCAUACAGUCGCUUGAUUGAGUACGAGAGGAUGCGAAAGCUGGCAGAUGAGGUUGGCGCAUACCUUCUCUCAGAUAUGGCUCAUAUCUCUGGACUGGUCGCUGCUGGCGUCAUCCCAUCUCCGUUUCCCCACUCCGACAUCGUGACCACAACCACCCACAAGUCGCUGCGCGGCCCGCGAGGCGCUAUGAUCUUCUAUCGCAAGGGUGUUAGAAAGGUGGACAAGAAGGGUAAGCAGGAGAUGUACGAUCUAGAAGGUCCGAUCAAUGCCUCGGUGUUUCCAGGUCACCAGGGAGGGCCCCAUAACCAUACAAUUACUGCUUUGGCCGUAGCCCUGCAACAAGCUUCGAGCAAAGAAUUCAAGGACUACCAGCAGCAGGUUCUUGAAAAUGCAAAGGCCCUUGCGCAUCGUCUGGGCGCUUCAAAGGACAGCGGCGGCCUUGGCUACAAUAUCGUCUCCGGCGGCACCGACAACCACCUUGUUCUCGUUGACCUCAAAGACCGUGGUGUAGAUGGCGCUCGAGUAGAGCGUAUUCUGGAGCUUGUUGGCGUCGCUUCGAACAAGAACACUGUCCCUGGCGACAAGUCUGCCAUGAAGCCCGGCGGUCUGCGCCUCGGUACCCCCGCCAUGACAACCCGCGGCUUCCAGGCCGACGACUUCAAGCGGGUAGCUGAUGUCGUACACCGAGCAGUCGGUAUCACACAGAAGCUAGACACAGACGCAAGAAAGAAGGCAGAGGACAUGGGCCGCAAGAACCCUGGCAGUGUAGCGGCUUUCAAGGAAUACGUCGGUGAGGGUGAGGACAUUACUGAAAUCAUCGAACUCAAGAAAGAAGUUGCGGAUUGGGUAUCUACAUUUGCGCUGCCCUGGGACAAGGCGCAAUGAUGAGCAAUGACUGAAUGAACGUGUAUGCGCUGGCAGCGGGGUUCUGGCGUUUGAGGUGAGGGUAAGGGUCAAUGUAUAUAUGAUAGCUUCUUUCACUUUCCCUUACCAUUGCGACAAUAGCAGUCUGUCUCAACUGCUUAAUUCAACACUAUUGUCCU